This is a messenger RNA of Aureococcus anophagefferens, 3068 nucleotides long. RefSeq lists its product as hypothetical. Gene Ontology annotation, cellular component: mitochondrion; cytoplasm. The record is from RefSeq and is a predicted model, not a curated record. The transcript has a single exon. Gene Ontology annotation, biological process: alanyl-tRNA aminoacylation; tRNA modification. Bases 1 to 3054 code for a protein of 1017 amino acids. NCBI's taxonomy places the organism in Eukaryota, Pelagophyceae, Pelagomonadales, Pelagomonadaceae. Gene Ontology annotation, molecular function: ATP binding; nucleic acid binding; amino acid binding.
AUGUUCCUCGUCGCGGAGGCCUACGCGCUCCGCGCGGGCCCGGCGCGCCUCGCGCGCCGGCGCCUCGGCGCGCUGCGCCCGCUCGCGUCGGCGCCGCCGGCGGCCGCGGAGUGGACCGUGCCCAGGGUGCGCGACACCUUCGUCGACUACUUCGCCGAGAAGCGCGGCCACACGCGGGUACCGAGCAGCGGCGUCGUCCCGCUCCAGGACCCGACGCUGCUCUUCGCGAACGCCGGUAUGAACCAAUUCAAGCCCAUCUUCCUCGGCCAGGCGGCGCCGGGCACGCAGCUCGCGACGCUCGAGCGGGCCUGCAAUUCGCAGAAGUGCAUCCGCGCGGGCGGCAAGCACAACGACCUCGAGGACGUGGGCCUGGACACCUACCACCACACGUUCUUCGAGAUGCUCGGGUCGUGGUCGUUCGGCGACUACUUCAAGGCCGAGGCGACGGCCUGGGCCAAGGAGCUGCUCGUCGACGUCUACGGGCUGGACAUGGACCGCAUGUACGCGACGUACUUCGAGGGGUCGCCGGAGGAGGGUCUGGAGCCGGACUACGAGGCGCGGGACCUCUGGCUCGCCGCGGGCUUCAAGCCGGAGCAGGUCAUCCCGGGCUCCAAGGCGGACAACUUCUGGGAGAUGGGCGACUCGGGCCCCUGCGGGCCCUGCACGGAGCUCCACUACGACGCGCUGGGGGGGCGGGGCGACGUCGCGCAUCUGGUGAACAUGGACGACCCGACGGUCAUCGAGAUCUGGAAUUUGGUCUUCAUCCAGUUCGAGCGCGACGGCAAGACGAAGCGGCUGUCGUCCCUCCCGGCGCAGCACGUCGACACGGGCCUGGGGCUGGAGCGUUUGGUGGCUAUUCUGAAUCAGGUGCCGUCCAACUACGACACGGACGCGUUCUCGGGGCUCUUCGCGGCGACGCUGGCGGAGCUGCCCGAGGGGUCCGCGCCCUACGGGGGCCUCCUGGGCGACGACGAUAAGGCCCAGAACUACCGGGACACGGCCUACCGGGCCAUCGCGGACCACGUGCGCUGCCUGUCCUUCGCGAUCGCCGACGGCGCGCGGCCGUCGAACGAGGGCCGCGGCUACGUGCUUCGGCGCAUCCUGCGCCGCGCGGUGCGCUACGGCCUGUCGACGCUCGGCGCCGAGCCGGGCUUCAUGGCGCGCCUCGCGCCGGCGCUGGCGGCGAGCCACUUCGGGGACUACUACCCGGAGCUGCGCGACGAGCUGCCGACGAUCGUCGAGGUGUUAGCCGAGGAGGAGGCGACGUUCGCGAAGACGCUGGAGCGGGGCGUCAAGUACCUCGACGAGGAGCUCGACAAGCUCGAAGCGACGGACGUGCUCGGCGGCGACGCGGCCUUCUUCCUCUACGACUCGCUCGGCUUCCCCGUGGACCUGACGGCGCAGAUGGCCGAGGAGCGGGGCUUUCUCGUCGACGAGCCGGGCUUCGAGGCCGCGAUGCGGGCCCAGGUGGACCGGUCCAAGGCGGACCGCAAGGCCCGCGCCGAGGCCGCGCUGGGCACGGUCCGGCUCGAGCUCGGCGUCGCGGCGACGGCGGCGCUCGGAGACGCGGGCGUCGCACCGACGGACGCGCUCGCCGUCGGCGCGACCGUCGCCGACGACGCGACGGAGGUGAAUGGCGCCACGGUCGUCGCCCUCGUCGCCAUCGACGCGGCCACGGGCGACCCCGCGCUCGUCGACGCCGCGACGUGCGGGCCGGGCGCGGCCGUCGGCGUCGUCCUCGACGCGACGCCCUUCUACGCCGAGGCCGGGGGCCAGGCGAGCGACCGCGGGUCGCUCGUCCUCGGCGGCGCCAGCGUGGACGUCAUCGACGUCCAGGCCUACGCGGGCUACGUCGUCCACACGGUCGCGUCCGGCGCCGACGUCGCGUUGGCCGUCGGCGACGCCGCGGACGGCGUCGUCGACGGCGACGCGCGGCGGAAGCACGCCGUGAACCACAUGAUGACCCACGCCGUGAACCACGCGCUCUGGGCCGAGCUCGGCGACGGCGUGGGGCAGCGCGGCUCGGACGCGAACGACGAGCGGCUCCGCUUCGACUUCAGCCACGGCAAGGCUCUAAAGGCGGCGCAGCUCGCGGCCGUCGAGGCGGCGGUCAACACGGAGUACGUCGCGGACGGCGCCACGGUCGAGCGCGCCAAGGUCGGCCUCGAGGACGCGAAGAACAUCCGCGCGCUCCGCGCCGUCUUCGGCGAGGCGUACCCGGACCCCGUGAACGUCGUCGCCAUGUUCCCCAAGGCCGCCUUCGCCGGCGCGCCGACCAUCGCCGACGUGCUCGCGAGCCCGGACGACGAGAAGUGGGACAAAGCGUCCAUCGAGCUCUGCGGCGGGAACCACCUCGGCGACGCGGCCGCCGCGGAGUACUUCGUGAUCACGCAGGAGACGGCGGUCGCCAAGGGCGUGCGGCGCAUCGAGGCGCUGACGGGCGCCGCCGCGCUCGAGGCCCGGGCCGCCGGCGCGCGGCUCGAGCGCGCGGCCGCGGAGCUCGCCGAGGCCGCGGCGGCCGUCGACGGCGCGGCCGCGCGCGACGCCGUCGCCGCGCGCGCCAAGGCGCUCCGCGUCGACGUCGACGCGACGCCCUGCGCCGCGUCGCUGAAGCCGGACCUGCGGGCGGCGCUCGAGGGCGUCGCGAAGGCGCUCGGCGCCUUCGACAAGCAGGUCGCGGGCGAGGCCGCGCGCGCCGCGGCGGAGCUCGUCGAGGCGUCGGCGGGCGACGCCGCGGACGCGGGGGCGGACCGCCUCGUGCUCGCGCUGCCCUCGGGGCUCGACGCCAAGGCCGCGCAGAAGCUCGCGGGGAAACUUGGCAAAAGCCACCCGGCGCUCGCGCUCUGCGCUUUGAGCCCCGGCGACGACAAGCUCCUCGUCUUCGCGGCCGUGCCCGAGGGCCACGGCAUCGCCUCGGCGUCCGACUGGCUCAAGGCGGCCCUCGAGCCCCUCGGCGGCCGCGGCGGCGGCAAGCCCAACUUCGCCCAGGGCUCCGCGCCGGCCGCGGAGGCGGCGAGCGUCGAGGUCGCCCUCGAGGCCGCGCGCGCGUUCUAACGCGCCCCGUCCUU